AUGGCAGAUUAUAACGAGAGUUAGUAACUUUAAUUAGAAGAUGAUUAUUGCAAGAUUUUCAAUGUGGUAGGUAAAUAAUAACCAAAUAACAUAAACGUGAAUGAAUUGGAGACAUUGAAUAUGAGGAAUGUAAAAUAUUUACAAAUUUCAUUAAAAUCAUUGAAUUUGAAUUCGAAAUAAUUUCAGGACAAGUCGAUUAAAUUGAAUGUGAAAUUGCCAAUGAUACGAAAUAACAUCAUUGAGUACCAAAUACAUUAAACAUACGAUAUCGGAAAAAAUGGGAAAUCGCUUAUGUUUAAUGCAUAAUUCAGAUCUAAUUUCUAAUUGACUGAAAAUAGCUUAGGAUAAAUAAACCAAGCAGUUAUCUAUUUUCAAGUAUUUUCAUUGGAUGUAGAAAUCGGAAAAGCCGAAUUCGUGCUUUCGACUAUGAUUAUAGACAGACUGAGAUGUUUUACCUACUAGGUUCCAAUCUAAUAAUUGGGUUAGGUGUAAACCAAGAACAACAAGAAGGGGAAGGUUGACAAAUUAAUAGAGACAGGAAUAUUAGAGUUUGAAGUGUAAUUGUAGGAUAUUGAUGCAAGGAGUCAGUAAGUUGAAUAAUCUCCAAAAAAGGAAAUAGAUAUUGAAGAACAAGUCUAGAAGAUAUACGAAAAGGUCAAUGAAUAGAAUCAGAAAGAAAAGGAGAAAAAAAGAUUACUUAAAUAAUAAUAGGAAGAAGAAAUGAAUCAGCAAUUGAUUUAAUAACUGCAAUCAUUCCAAUUAUAUUUAAAUAUAGGAAAGCUCAUACACUUAAAUUAAGUCCUCUGUUAAGAGAAAAUCGAAGAUGAGUAAAUCAACUUAUAUUUAAAAUUUAAAUCAUAUGGAACUCAAGAAAUAAAUCAGACCCCAACUAAUUGGAACACUUCUAAAUGGUUUAUCAAUUAUACUGCAAGAUGUCAAAUAACGGUAACAUCCUUGAGUAAGAUGGAGAACAUACCAUGGAUUCUUGAAUUAUGGGCUAAGCACACUUAAACCAAUCAAGAUGUUUUAGUUGGAAUAGCAAGAUUAUCAUUAGUAUCGAUAAGUGCCCUUAUACUUAAUUAAAAUCCAUUAGUUGUUAUUUAAACUCUCAGAAGCAAUCUCUCACCAUAAAUACUAAUUGAUGAAGACAUCCCAUUUGAGGAUUUAAGAACUAAGCAAAUUAUGGCAAUCAUUAAAUUAAAGUUAGCAUUCGGAACAAAUCCUCAAAUCAAUAAAUUAGUUAAUUCUGAGAUCACUUAUGUUGAUGAAUCCAUUGAUGAAGAGCCUGAAGAAGCUCCUAUUGACAAUGUCAAUGAGCCUGAGAAACAACCUGAACCCCCAUAAAUAGACUAGCCAGUAGUUUAUGAAAAGAUCCCUUUGUAAGAAUGUCUCAUUACAACUCUGAAUAAAAUUACUUAAACUAUUCGUAUUUUGCCCAAAGAACAAUUCAUAUUAAUUGAUGAAUUUGUAGAUAUAGUUUUGCAACUUUGUGGAUUAAAUUUUAAUAAGAGAAUAAUAACUUCGCUUUCUCAAUACUUAUAAUUUGAUUAAUCGACUUUGGACUGGCAUAUCUUUUUGCAGAGUUGGUAAGCAUUUACCAAUUAUAAGAAACAAUUGAAAUUGAACUAUACAAAAAUAUAUGCCAAUUUUUAUUAAUAAACUUUGAAAAUAUUUCCAAGCAUCAAUGCUUUAGAAAGGGAUAUGCCCCAUGGAGCAUUUGGAUUGGUCCAUAGAUAAUAACUGAAAGAAUAUUUAUUAAGUUGCAAAGGAGGAAACAUACCUUCUGGGCCUUCUUUCUCAGCCAUAACCAUCAACUCUGUAUUUGAGACCUUGGAAGUUAAUAGUGAUGAUUAAAUACAAAUCUCGGAUUUAGUGGAUUAUUUAAGAUAGUUUGAGGUGCAGGGUGAAAUAUCGAAGAUCUAUGCUCCAAUCUUGUAAUUAGCUUAGAUUAUUGAAAAGAAUAUGCAAAUUUGGAUUCGUAACAAUAAAUAACAAAUGGAUGACUAUAUAAAUAACAGAGAGUUCUAAUAGGGAUUGAUGGCUUCGAAUAUAAUGGAAAUAUUUUAAGAUUUGGGAUUGAAUUGCACAUUGCUUGAUGCAGUGGCCAUUAUGAAUUAGAUUGGUGAUUACAACAAUGUUGAAAAUCAAGAUGGGCAAAAAGUAUGCACAGAGAUCGCUUUUUGGAAAUAUAUCGAUUGGUUAUAUUAGAAUGAAAUUGAAGUGAAGGAACCUUCAAGUCCAAUAGCUGUGCCACAACCAAAAGUGAAUGGAAUAAAAAAGCCAUAGCCAAUAGAUUUUUAAUUUCUAGAAACUUAAUUGAUAAUAGAUUUUAUCUAAUUGACCUACAUUGAUGGAGAAAAAUAUCAAUUGUAAAUUUAAUUGGAAAACACAGGCUUGAGUGUAACUACACCUAAGACAUCUAUAUUGAAAGCUAAUUUUUAUGAAAAUGGUCAAAUCCCACUUAAUAUGAGGGCUAUUUGCACUUUAAGUGAUAAAUUCUCACAUGAUUUUAGAAAGACUCUGCAUGACAGAAUGGAAUUUUCAGGAUUGAGCAUUGUGCUGUUCAAAGAUAAUCAUGUUUUCAGAGGGAGUCUGGCAAGUGAAGAGAUUCUUACGAUAGAAAAUGAAAAGGAGACCUUUUUUGUUUAAUUGUUUGAUGAGGUGAAAGGAACGGAUGCAACUCUGAUUGAAUUUAAGAUGAGUAUCAAAUAGUAAGUGAAAGAUGAAAAACCAAAGGAGGGCUUUCAAUUAUUCAAUCCUGAAGGUCAAAUUCAAUAGGAAGCUCAAAUCAGUCAGGAGGAGAUCUUAAACAUUCUGAAACCAGAAAUAGUGCACACCUUCAGGAUUAAUAUAAAGCAAAUUAAUUGGUAUAAGAAUUUAAAGUUUACUUCACUGAAGGUGAAACUCUCUUUGGCUACAGAUAAGAAGAUAUUAAAAGAAGCUAUUCCGUGUUUUACGAGUGAUGAUUUCAAAGACGAUUUUGACAUAGUAGUCGAAUAUCAAGUGAAGUGUGAUCAAGUGUUAGCAACUUAGUUAUCGAAAUGCCAUCUAUAAAUAUAACUUCUUUUGAAUUGCAAUUCAUAAACCAAAUCACUUAUUGGUUAUCUACCCAUAAAACCCUUAUUUGAAGAAAGCAAAGUCACUGGAGAAAUUCCUUUAGAUGAUAGUGUGACAGGUGCCUUUAUCUGCACAUUGAAUCUAGAUACUGUAUACACAACUGAUCAAAUAGUGGAGUAGGUUGUUCAGGUAGAAGAGAAACUCAAAUUUUAGAAAAAGGUUAUCAUUCGUGUUAUGGAAUUGAUUUUACUUGAUUACAAAAAUGAAUUGGGAGAGAUCUAUUUUAUGUUAGUUGAUCCAUUGAAUAUGUCUGAAUCCUAUGAAGUCAGACCCAAUACUCCUUCUAUUUUGAAUACGUAGGAUUGCAUUUUCAUUUUAUCUGAAACUGAAUUGUAAAGUGACGUUGUAGAAUUAUAAGUGAGAUCGGUCAUGUUGGGCGAAGACAAGAUCAUAGGGAAUGUGUCAAUUCAAUUAAAGUAGUUGAACAACGAAGGUAUAUUUGGGGAAAGCAAUUACUUGAGAGUUGACACAAAGGCAUCAUCAUUGGAAAUAGCUGCAAGAGUAGGUGUCAAGGUAAUUUAUGUUUGUGCCAAAGAGACCAGCAACGAUAAUUAUUUGAAUGCUUUUAGAUAUCCAGCAAUUAAGGAAUUGGAGAACUAAUAGAAUGUUGAAUAAUACUUGAGAAGUAAGUUGUAGUUCUCAUUUUCUGAGAUUAACUUCCUGAUGUCUUUGAUAAAAAACGAUGUGUUCUCAACUACCAUUUUGAAACCACUAGAACUUUAAGCUGAAAAAUCAAUAAUCGUUGAUUUGUUGAAGGAGUUCACUUUUUAUGAUUCAGAUUAAUUGAGAUAUGUCAAUCCCAAUAUUCUGGCAACGAUAUUUGGUUACUUCAAUUUGCCAGAUCAUAGAGAUUAGUUUAUUUAGCAAAUCCACAAGCGAAUGCCAAAUGAUUUUCAAUGUCCUUCCAAUCAAUUCGAUUACUUGACAUUUUUGGCUCAUCUUCAAAAGUGUAUGCCUAAUGCCACUCCUUUGUUUAAGCUUGAUAUGCAGGGACCAAUUCAACAUGAAGUUUUACAAGUCAUUAAGAAAAGUCCUGUAAAACAACAUGAAGAAACACUGCCCAAAUUGAAUUAUAAGUAAAUGCACUUCCAUUUUGAAUGUGGAAGAAACUUAAAUGCUUUAACAAAGAGAAUUCCUAAUUCAAUCCUCAAAUUCCCAUAAUUGGAUCAGGAAUCAAAAGUUUUUCAUUGUUAGGCAAAUCCACAAUAUGAUGCAUUGGUAAGUGUGGAUGUUCUAAAAUUCAAAAACUUGCAAGUACAAAUAUUUGAUAAGAAAUAUUCAGUGGAUGAGAAAGAGUUCUAUAAGUACAACCUAAUUGGUUAAGCCACUAUUCAUUUUGAUCAAAUCAAUCAGUAAUUUCCCUAGGUGAUCUAAUUACAAUUAGAAAAUCAAGAACACAGUUUCAAUUAAACAAAUACGAUUCCUUAUCUUAAUAUUAAGAUCUGGACUGACAAUGAGGAGAUAAUGCCUCAAAUAGUUAAAAAGUCACCAGUCAAACCUGUAGUGUAAACAUCAAAAGAAACAGUACGCAGAUUAGUGUUUGAUUUAGAGAAUAAUGAGAAUGAUUCUGGGAAGGAUAAUGCAACAAUAAAGAAUUUGGAGAAAGAAUUGGAGGAGCAAUUGAGAUCCCUCAAAAAAAAGAGAUAAGAAUAACCAGAUACCACUAUCCAGAAAAAGGAGGAUGAAAAGCCUAAAGAACAGCCUAAGGAACAGCCCAAAUAACCAUAAGAUAAUGAUGGAACCAGCAAUCAGGGGAAGAAACAAUAGCCUAAGAAAAUCGAGAAGAUGAAACCUCAGGCAUAUUCUUCAUCUGGUUCCUCUUCUCAUUAGAACCCAGCUAAGAGUUCUAGUUCAGGCAAUAGAUUGGAGAAGAUAGAUGAAAAACUACCAAUUAAUGGAGCUGAGUUGAAGAGGAUAGAGAAGAUACUAAGAUUGAAUAAUCUACCAGUUGACAAGUAUGAUUCACUCUAGGAUGAUUCAGAUUAUGAAUGA
This is a messenger RNA of Paramecium tetraurelia, 5109 nucleotides long. RefSeq lists its product as uncharacterized. Gene Ontology annotation, biological process: cilium assembly; centriole elongation. The record is from RefSeq and is a predicted model, not a curated record. Gene Ontology annotation, cellular component: centriole; centriolar satellite. Lineage: Eukaryota; Ciliophora; Oligohymenophorea; Peniculida; Parameciidae. The transcript has a single exon.